AUGUGGGUUCAGUCCGUCACUUCACAUGACUUUGAUGUGUGUGCACGUGCGUCAGGUAUUGGAUCAAAUGGUACAGGAAUCAUCAACUGGUUGGCUUUCCAAGAUCAUUCACAAAUGACGCGUGGUAGUGUUUCUUUUAGUGGAAUAUGGACAACUGAAACUAAGUGUGACACAGUUAUCUUCUCACAGGUUAGAAGAAAAGCAAAACCAAAGUUUGAGGUCAAACCCUCUGAGCAUGUACUACCCCGAUAAGAAAGAUUUUAGAUCAACUUUCUGAGUGAAGCCUACCUACUUCAUGCCAGAGGAUUUUCGUGCUCAUUCAGACAAGCAAACCCUGCAAGAUAAAAACAGAGAAGAAUUAGGAGAGAUUACAAGCUUUUCCCUCUCAACUAUCCAAUACAUUUCUUCAUCUUGAAUUAUGCUUUGUCAAGCUGCUUGACUUUUAUUAGAGCUGAGGUAAAUUGACUCCACAGAUAUAAAUUCAUAUAUUUUACAACGUUGCAGAGUUUUCCUGGAAGACCAUCCGUGUUUGUGUCAGCUAGGUACACACGUGACACAAAGCCGAAUGACGCUAUGUAUGUUUGGUUGGAAAAUGUAAAUUCUAAAAGUUUCGAGGUGUGCAUCCGGGAGUUCCUGCCCUUCGAUGGAAAACAUCAAGACACCACUGUGGUAAGAGAUAUCUCUACUGUAAAUUCAUGGGUGGACGUGUAAGCCAACUUUUCUUUUCUUUUUUUUUUUUUGUCCAAUAACCUUGUUGUAGUCUGACCGAAACUCUUGUUUUGCAUUCAAUUAUUGCAGGACUGGUUUGCAUUUGUUGGCAAUGGCUCUGAAUUUAAUUUUACGCUGUCAGGAGAAGCAGAUUUUCCAAACAGUAACCCGCCAACAGCUGAAGACAACUAUGGUUUCUGUCAAGUAAGUGUGAUUAAGGGGUAAGUUCCUAAAGAAACUGUGGUGCUGCGUCGGUGGGAGAGUAUAGCAGGUAAUUUAGUGUUAACAACUGGGUUGAAAAGGUAAAUUAGCCACCGUCAAUCGCUCUGACGAAGGGCCAACGUUUCGAAGCGUCAGCUCUUUCAAUCGCUCUUACGAAGGGCCAACGCUAAUUUACCUUUUCAACCCAGUUGUUAACACUAAAUUACCUUCUAAGUGUGAUUUAGUCGAGUUUACUGUACACUAUGAGCACCUAUUUUAAGGCAAAGAAUCAUUUAAAGGGUUGGUUUGCAAAAAAACAGCUAGCAUCAUGCAUAUUGUUUCAAAUUUUAGGUUUUUGUCUCUUUUUAUUUUUCCAGAAAGUGCAGUUUAACACAACCUUUUAUGCUUCACCUGUUGUCCUUGUGUCUGUGCAUCAUCUGUACAACCCUCAAGUCAGCAUGAAAAGCCUUGUCUCACCGAACAAUAACAUCAUAUCAGCCUGGGUUGAGGUAAAUAAACAGUAUACUUCUUUUUUACUCUUACAAAGGGCUCACGAUCGAAACGUCAUGCUACAAACCAUUUACGGUGACCAAUUUAUGUUAUAGAGUCAGUUGAUAAAACCAAAUUAUCCAAUCUAUUUCUAUGAUUGUUAUUCUGCUGUUGUUUCACCUUGUUCUCUCUGAUCUCUGUGUAGGAAGUUAGCCUCAUAUCCAUGAGGAUUUGCGUCAAAGACUUGAGUGGAACAGGAAGCAAACACGACCCACUGUCGGUUAACUACGUCGUAAUCGGAGGUUUGGAUUCAACUUUAAUACGUUAGUGUAACCAUUCUGCAGCUUAACUUUGGAAUCCUUUUCUCAUUGUGUGGUAACUAUCAUUUUGCUUGGCAUCCACAGACCUCAAUCCUUGUCUAGACGUAUUCUGCCCAUCAUUCGGAGUCUGCAAAACCUACAGUGCUCACAAAGCUCGCUGUGUGUGUAAUGACAACUGUCCGUCGUAUCAAGAUCCUGUCUGCACGGAAAAUGGAACAACAUAUGACAAUGAAUGCCUGUACAAAUUGAGCUUUUGCAAGGGAAUGGACAAUAAUACCUUGUAUCAUCCUGGCAGCUGUGAGGGUAAGGUCAUAUUUCUAUGAGAAUGAGCUUUGUUUACCUCUAACUAUAUACCAUAUACUCCCACCGACGCAGCACCCUAGUUUCUUUAGAAACUUACCCCCUUAAUCAUUUAUACAAACAAGUUAAAGUUUUCAAGGAUAUACAUGAAACCCCUCAGCAACUUGAGAUAUAACAGAAAAAUGAUCACGGAGGGCACUUCAGCUUUUUAAAUCUCUGCAGGCUUUCCAAUUGUUCAUGGUCGUGUCAAGCUUCUUCGAGUUCCCGAUUGGUCAGACUCAAGUUGCCAGACAGUGGUAUUCCCACCAUACCGCUUCUAUCCGAACAAAGAGGUUCAAGUACAGAUCACCCUUAAUCACAUGAACUUGAAUGACUCCGUCACAGUGCACCAUGCUAUCACAUCCUGGACCGAAAGAAUCAAUACACAAAAUUUUACAGUAUGCGCAAUGCAAUCUGGGAGAAAUGGAAACAACUUCAAUCCUUUCGCCACUGUUGAUUGGAUGGCGUACCAAGGAGCACCAACGGAGGGAACGACGGGAAGAAUCAAGAUGACAAAAUGGUGGUCAGGAACAAAUUGUGCAGAUGUGACGUUUCCAAAAGUAGGUUUCCAUGGCAAAAUGAGCAUUACAAAAAUAAUGGUAAAAUAAUGAUACAGACGACACCCUCGGAGGGAGAUUAAUGUCCGUAAUAGCAUGAGUCCGUAAUAGCGGGGAACAAGAGAAAGACAAAUUGUUUUUCUCUAAAAAUAUGAAAUAAUGGAUAUUAGACGAAGAACUUCCGUAACCGCUAAAGUGAGAGAAAAACAAUUGAAAAGUAGUGAAAAAAACAAAUGAAAAGAAUUCACACGCAGGGGAGGGACGGCAUAAAAGUUUCCGCAUUCCCCUAACAGCGAGGGUCCGUAAUAAGGGGAGCUUAUUUAAGCCAUUUCUUUAUGCGUUUUGCAAGGGGACUGGCUCUUGUCUGCAUGGCGGGCCGAAAUAGCGAAUUGUCCGUAGGGUGAGAGUCAACUGUUGUCGUAAUAUUGAUAACAAUAAAAAUAACAAAGUUGAAAUAAAAAGACCGCCAGCAUGAGGUUAAAACAGACAGCAAUUGAUUAAACUGAUUUCAGUUUAUUUAUCCAUUUAUACCAAACUCAAAUAAAACUGCGAAAAUUUGGCAAGAUGUGUGACGGAAUGAUUUACUUUUAUUUGCUUAGGACAAGUUUAAGGAUUCACCAGUUGUUCUCGUGACGUCCAAUCAUCAUAGAAGUGGAAAGAAACAUGACGCUACGUUGAUUUGGACAGAAGAUGUAACCAGGAACUCGUUCAAAGCUUGUUUGCGGGAACUGCAAAACUUUGAUGGCAAACAUCAAAAUGUUUAUGUGGUAUGUGAUUUGUUUCAGUCCAAAUGCUUCAAUUGUAAGACCGUUAAAGAUCUGAGAUUAGGGACAUUUUACUUCAGUCCUUUCAAGGCAUAAGCUUGAUUCAGUAGAGUACUUUGAUGUCUACACUUGUAAUUAAGCUUGAUUAGGACUCUUCCAAAGUUUCCCUGUUUCGACAGUAAAAAUGUUUUUUAAUUGUUUAUUGUAUUGAAUUUCAAGGUCCUUUAUGUGUGGCAACAAAUGUAACUCAUUACAAUACGAUACUGUACUUACUCGAAGUAAGUCUUUUGUUUUGUACACUGCUUCUUCCUAGAACUGGUUGGCGUUUACUAAGUUGCAUAAGCCGCUCUUCACCGAACAUGGCUCUGUAAACUUUCCAAACACGAUUCCACCAACAGAUGAAGACAACAAUGCUUAUUGCGAGGUAAGUGUAAAAUGAUCUUAUGAGAAAAAAUAUUCCAGGAUUCCCCCCAUGAACCUUUCUUUUUAUUUCAUUAAUAGUUUGUGCACUUUACACGAAAUUAUAAUGCGACACCAACCGUCCAAUUAUCAGCAAAUCACAGCACAACAACAAGUGGAAACUUGGCACCAGUUCAUAACGGUAUUUCUACGUGGAUUGAGGUAAAAAGCUCACUUCUUUAUGACUUCAAAAUAACACAGGAGAUAAGCUUAAAAGUAGAUGACUGAUUAUCAAAUUUCCUCACCUGUGAUGUAGUAUAAGACUAUUUAUUAUAUACAUACCAUGAUUUACGCGCCAAAAAGCAUCAAAAUAAAAAUAGUCUCUUUACACUAGAGAAGCCAGCUGAUUGGUCAUACGAUUUUUUUCACUAGUGAAAAACGACGUAUCGACGCUCCGAUUGGCUAUAUCAUUAUUUUUACUAGUGAACAAAACCGUGUCGCUCGCUCGCCGCUCCUCUUGACUGACAAAUAGCACAUUUCUAAAAGUCUAGUUGCAUUUUUCUUUAGAAAGAUGGCUUCAAAUCAGACUAACUGUUUUUAGAGCCUAGAUUCAUCAGUAGGAGAGUUCAUAGACGGACAGGAAAAUGAAAACACCAAGAAAAAGACCAGACACGAUGUUGCUCUGUUCCAUGAAUUUCUUGUUUUGAAAGGCGAGACGAGACAAAUGACGGAUUGACUCUUUAAGAGCUGAAUGAAGUCUCGGGUUUUCGCUUCUGUAUUUCAAAUUUUGAACUUCCGUGGAACUAUCUCGACAUAUUUUCCGGAUGUCUUAUUCUAUUCUUUCUAGUUCUGCCUUUACACAACUUGUGAAUAAAAAUCGUACGCGCUCACCAACCGUGAAAUAACCUAUAAAUCUCGAACGAGAUCGAUAUCACGCUCUUUUUUUCCCCCUCUUCUGAUGCGAAAACAGCCUAGAAAUCGAAAAAAGAUUUAGUUAAGAAAUUUUGAUUGUUUGCAGAAUUUGAACGAGUGUGGAUUCAGAGUAUGUGUCAAGGAAUUGUACGAGACUGGAUAUGAUCCUGUGUCAGUGGCUUACGCGGUCCUUACAGGUCAGUAAUCAUUCCAAAUAAAUCAACUGCACUUUGGGGUUAGAUUGCAACAAUUUAUUGAAGGAAGAGAUGCAAAAAUCGUUUAGCAAGCUUGCAAGAAUAUGGAUUAUUUCAAGAUUGAAGUACACAUUCAUUUCUAGACAUCUGCGAUCCCGGAUGGAGCUACUUUGAUGGCUUCUGUUACUUAACGAGUGAUACCUGUGCAGAUUGGACCACAGCAGUAAAAGAAUGUAGAAAAGAAAGCUCAGUCCUUAUUGAUGUCAACAACAAUGAAGAAAAUGUUUAUAUACAACAUCGCCAUAAUGGAGAGAAGUCCUGGCUGGGUUUAAAUGACAGAUCAAUAGAGGGUGCCUUUACUUGGGUGGAUCGUGGACAUGGAAACUAUACAGCCUGGGCCAAGAGUCAGCCAAAUAAUUUCAAAGAAGAGGAUUGUGUGCACGCUCUUGGUGUGAAAUAUAGUUACGAAUGGAACGACGUGCAGUGUAGUGAUUGUCAUCAGUUUACUUGUAAGAAAGGUAAGUCAAACACAUCAAAUGAAUCUUUAACGGAUCAUUUUCACGAGCAAAGUUUAAUUACCGUUUAACAAUGCUACUUGUGUAAUGAUCUAGCUCUAUCUAGGCUUAUCCUGAUUUUGGAAACGUAAGGAAACUUGGAAUAUCCCCCUCUUCCUGCAUAAGAUGUCAGUCCACCACAUGUAAGUCCUAGCAUUUUGCCAUGUUUCCUUUCAGGUCAGUUCAUUGAAAAUCAUUAGAUCUCCUUGAUGGAGCGAGGCACUGAGAAAGCUGGGUAUAUUGCUUAAUCAUGUUAAAAACACGACGCAAUGAUUCUACUGUGAGGCUCAGAUUUGACCCUCUUGUUCCGGGGUGCAGUUGUGCGCUCAGACCUUGCUGUGCAAUAGUAAGCACGCUGGAUUGCACAUCCAAAGGUCUGGGUGAGACUCAGAGUGGACCACUUUGCCUAUCAAAGAAACUUCAUAACUUUGUUAGGGGGGAAUGGGAGGCAUGGACACCAGCGAUACUCCCAAUCAGUUCAAGGUACUGAAAUACGCUCCGUUAGUAAUGGGAAAUUAGAGGCUUAACUCGACCAUUUCUGUUUCUUACGUGCUGAAAGAGUGUUCACUGCUUUAUUUCAUUCCAUUACUAGACUUAGAUGAAUGCCAAAAUGAUCUGAAUUACUGUCACAAAAUGGCAACGUGUACAAAUGAACGUGGCUCGUACACGUGCAAGUGUAAUGCUGGAUACGUUGGAGAUGGAUUGGAUUGUUAUCACCAUUCAGGUGAGAUGUGCCUAAAAACAACUAGAAAUAUAUUGUUUAACUAUAAAAAAAUAGCGAUAAAACAUUUCUAAUCAGUAAGUUUCUUUAUAGAAAUGUUUCGGCAGGCACAGCGGAAAGAAACACCGAUGAUAGUAGCACAGUAAGAAUUAGUCUUCCAUUCAAAGAUCAGGUGGCCGCUAACGCGGUUCGGAAGCAGUUGGGCGAUCUUAGUUGCAACCUGUUUUUGUGAGCAAGAAAUUGGGGCACGAUCUUAACUGAAAGAAAUCAAGCCGUCAGCUAUGAAUCGGCAAUGCGUUAUUUAUCGUUUCUCAUGUGAUCUGUGCGGUGCAGAUUAUGUGGGGUACACAGCCCGACACCUUCAUCAACGCAUUGCUGAAAGAAAAUCAAUUUAGAGUUUUAAGAAAGUGCCAGGGAAAAUUUGAUUGUUUAGUCUUUGAAAUGCUGUGUAUCAAGAAUCUCAAGCCUAAUUUAGAUAUCCAGACGGACUCCAUACGUACCAAACUUUUUGUUUAAUUACCAUUGUUCUUUUCUCGCGGUCUAACUUUUUAUCACCCAUUGUUAUUUUGGUAUUGAUAGACUGGAACUUACUAAUAUAUUUAUUUUUUACUUGAUAAUAACGUUUAGCCAACGUCGAGCCGUCGUCGUUUUUUAACAAUCUUAAAAUGUUUUUUAAAAAAUGUUUUCUCGCAAUUUUUUAUGGUUAAAUGUUUUUCUAAAUCACUUCUUCUAAAUGUAUUGUUAUGGCCCUUUAUGCCCAACAAAUCUUGGGAAGGGAAAUAUGUUAAGUUUGACAAGAAAUUGUCAGUAAAGCAGCGAAGUGAAAGUUUGGCGUUCUUAACUAGAUAUUUUAACCAAAAACUGGCUUUCUUUUCAAACUGUGAAAAACACUUUUCAGUCUUUUAUCAAUCUCAAAAAUAGUUCUGGAAAACUGGUUUUUAAUUUUAUUUUCCCGUCCAUGAAAAGUGUACUCCCGUACGUGACGACUGAGUUCAAAAUUUAUCAAACUAUUCCUAAUGUAUUGAUUAGCAUAACGCUUUCGACAUCGCAGAAGUGGACAAGUUUCCUGCCUCGUGAACCUUGUUUAUGCCUGCGUCAUGAAAAAAUUCUCUAUAGUUCAGUUGUGUGUUGUUGUUGUGUCAAUGUUCCACGUCUUCUUUAUACAUUAACAUGUAAAAAUGUUGUGUUAAAAAAUAGGUUGUCGAGGUUUAAAUAAUAAUUAUCUCUUUAUUAAGGCCUGGAUUCUUCCGCAAUAUUGGCAAACGAUGACAAUUACCUUGGAAUCCUGAGCAAUUGGUUAAACCCUGUUGUACAGAGCCAGUCCUCUUACUGGAAGCGCUGUUGGCGAGCAUCAGUGGAUGGUUGGGCCAGUACUACCUUCCACUCAUUGUGUGACAACAAAGGGCCCACAGUGACUAUAAUCCGUGUGGGAAAAUACAUCUUUGGUGGAUACACCAGCAUAUCAUGGAGUCAGUGCGUGAUUGAUUGAAUUUGCUUGCCUUUUCUCCUUGCUGAAGUAGAACCAACAAAUUAAAAUCUGAGAAUGCAUCUGGUUUCUUAUUUAAAAAAACAAACAAACAACAAAAAAACAAUAAACAAUCCAAACUAAGCAAAACAAAACAAUGCACUAGGGACCACAGCAUAUAUGAGGAAUAGCUGCGUCUUAUAUGCAAUAUAAACUGAUCAUGCCCUUACUUGCUUUUUAAGUUCAGGUUUUCAAACGAGUAUAUUUUUCUGCACAACCGUUGAAAACGAAUCGGCGCUAGAUGAAUUAUUUGAUUCACCAGUUACAAGAGCACGACGUGAGCAAUGUGCGGAAGAAGUGAAGGAUAUGCUCAAACAGGGUUUUCUUCGUUUGUACGGGUUGUUGAAACCUGCACUAAUUUUCAACCGGGGAAGGCGUGUAUAAAUAUUUCUAAAUUUAAAAAAAAAACGUAGCUUCCAAUGCCCUUUCAGGGAUUAGUUUUUCUCCAGGCUUCUUUGAGCCAAAUGGAGAGAAAUUCGAUACUUCACCUGUUGGCCGAUUCUCGAUCUUUUCAGACUUACGGUCGCGGAAAAAUUUCCAUUUUACAUACUGCUUACAAAUGUUUUACUCUAAUUGAUGUCAAUGAGUUAAGAAACAUGAGUUUAAAUAAAAGCAUACCGCCCUCGAAUAAACGCCGCCCAUGAAUAUAAGCUGAUUGGGAAGCACUCAAAUGUAUAUAACGCCGCGGCGAGAAAUCGAGUAAACGCGUUACUAAGAAUAAACCAGUGUGAUAAAUGACUCAGCCUAGCAUAUGAUAUCCUGUGCACGAGCCGCAGGAUUUCAUGAGAUACUCAAAAUUUUAAACAAAUAUUUGAAGCGGUGAUUGAAAAGUAUGGACAGUUGAAUUAUACUUUGAUUUAUUUACUUAAUAUUCAGUUUCUAGCUGUACGUUGAAGUACUGGUAUUACCUUAAAGGUAACUAACUCGCAUCAGUGGACAACAAAAACUCGACUAUUCUCAUAGCAGUUUACUCUUUCGUAUCUAGUUUUCACAAGUAUAAUUAUUUCAAAAUAUUCGAAUCAUCACAAUUGGAAAUAGGUAAAAAUACUUGCACAAGAAAAACUAAGUUAUGUGAUUAAAUAUCCCUUGAUGCUCACGCUGGAAUAUAAGUAGAUUAAAACAUAGACGUAACAGAGAACAUAGAACAGUUCUGAUCCUACUACUGCUACUACUAAUAAUAAAAGAAAUAUGGGUUAUGGGGAAAAAAGCCGAGGUUGUAUGGCUGUCUAAAACUUAACUAACAUCUUUUUUUUCAUUUUCCUUUAGAAUUACCUUACAAUUGUGUGCACUGGUACAGUGCAUCGGCCUUUUUAUUCUCAUUGGUUAACAAGCCGGGCUGGGCACCAGUGAAACUGUCUCAAACGGGGGUGUAUGGCUCUUAUAAUUCUUAUUCCAUGUACAGUUGUUACGACCGUGGACCUGCAUUUGGUGACGGACACGAUAUUUACAUUGCCAGUUACGCCUCGUCCAACACCAAUUCUUACUCACAACUUGGACACACCUAUAGUCCACCAUCUGGCCACAGUUAUCGCAGCUCCUUCGCCCAAUCAUUCUUGGCGGGAAGCCUCAAUUUUCAACCAGAUGAAGUUGAAGUAUUUUAUGAAACUACUUGAAGCAAACGUGUCAAAUCAAGCGUAAUGAUAUCAAUAAAAAAAACCGCAAUGAUUUAAAAACUCAAAAAAGUUAAUUCAGAAAUUAGAAUGACUUAUACUUGGCAUGUUUCCCUUGUAGAAUACGCGUCACUUUAAAGGCUUGUUAUGUAAUGUAGAUUUAGAACAAACAGAAUGAAAAAUUAUAGAAGCAAUAAAAGAGUUCAAAAAAGCCCUUAUCAAAAUGCUGAUACGCAUUGGAGGAAAUUAAGGUGGUUAUCUGUUUUCUUCCAGACUCCACGAAACAAUCACAGAUGCAC
Messenger RNA from Pocillopora meandrina, 9592 nucleotides. NCBI's taxonomy places the organism in Eukaryota, Metazoa, Cnidaria, Anthozoa, Scleractinia, Pocilloporidae. The record is from the annotation of a GenBank genome assembly.